AUGUUUGUAUCACUAACCAAUUUGGUCGCUGAGGCUGGUUAUGAUGUUCCUGGCGAUAUGACGCUCAACGAUUUGUUAGCUCUGUGCUCUAAUGAACUUUUUGGGAAGGAAAUCCCUCCACAAAAGAUGGCCGUUCUAAAAGACGGGAAGCUGCUCAACAAUCCCUCUCAUACACUUGAGGCACUUGGUAUUCAAGCCGAUGAUGUGCUCUUAGUUCGUUUGCUAGGCCCGACCACACAGUCUGCUCAGGUUCCUUCCUCAUCACAGCCACAAACAACACACUCAUCUGUGAAUGUACCUAACAAUGAAAGACUGACGGAAUUGAUAAGAUCCAUUAAGGUGCCCCCAAAAACAAGAGACCCGUUGAGAGAGAAUGCUCGAAGGAUAUUCGAAUUGUUGAAGAAUCCUGCCCAAAGAGCGCAUAUCUAUUUCAAAGCGAAGCCUCUUGUGGACCAGUACAUGAAAGAUCCAAAGAAUUUCGAUGCGUUUGUCGAAGCUUAUGAGAAAAUUAUUCAAGAUGAGAUUGAAAAGGCACGUCUGAUGGCAGAUCCGGCGAGCGCUGAAGGUCAGCGUCUCAUUCAGGAACAGAUCCAUCUUGAAAAUAUCAACUAUUCUUAUGCACAAGCACUGGAACAUACACCUGAGGCAUAUAUUCCUGUUCAUAUGUUGUAUAUAAAAAUGGAAAUAAACGGUCAUCCUGUCAAAGCAUUCGUUGAUUCUGGUGCCCAGGUUUCGAUUAUGUCAGAAGCUUGCGCUCGAAGAUGUGAACUUUCUCAUUUAAUCGACAAACGUUUCACGGGAACAGCUAGAGGUGUUGGAGGACUUCAAAAGUUUGUGGGGAAAAUCCAUUCUUGUCAAGUGAAGGUGGAAGACCACUAUUUCCCAUGUAACUUUGACGUUAUGUCUGAUCGAGAAAUGGACUUGUUGUUAGGACUAAAUAUCCUCAAAAGACAUCAAUGCAAUAUCAAUCUGAAGUCCAAUAAGUUGGAGAUGGGAGAUGGAACAAAAACACCAUUUUUGUCAGAAGCGGAAAUCAACUCACAUUUGGAAGAUCUUGCUGGAUCAGAUGGAGCCGAGUUUAUGGUUGAUAACGAUCUUCUCUCUCAGGCCAUGGACCUAGGAUUCUCAGAAGCGGAGGCCAAAGCUGCUCUGAAAAUGACUAGAAAUGAUCUUGAAGCUGCGUUGCAACACUUGUUCUCGAGAGCCGACGAAAGGCAAAAUGCAGGCAAUCGAAACUGA
Messenger RNA from Necator americanus (New World hookworm), 1239 nucleotides. RefSeq lists its product as uncharacterized. Lineage: Eukaryota; Metazoa; Nematoda; Chromadorea; Rhabditida; Ancylostomatidae. The record is from RefSeq and is a predicted model, not a curated record. Bases 1 to 1239 code for a protein of 412 amino acids. Gene Ontology annotation, biological process: proteolysis. The transcript has 14 exons. Gene Ontology annotation, molecular function: protein binding; aspartic-type endopeptidase activity.